AUGAAUUUUGAAACUGCACCGUGUACCACCCUUCAGUACUGCCCUGACCCUUACAUGCAGCGGUUUGUAGAAACUCCAGCUCAUUUCUCUUGGAAAGAAAGUUAUUACCGAUCCACUAUGUCCCAGAGCACACAGACAAGUGAAUUCCUCAGUCCAGAGGUUUUUCAGCAUAUCUGGGAUUUCCUAGAACAGCCCAUCUGUUCAGUUCAGCCCAUUGACUUGAACUUUGUGGAUGAACCCUCUGAAAAUGGUACAACAAACAAGAUUGAGAUUAGCAUGGACUGUAUCCGCAUGCAGAAUUCGGACCUGAGUGAUCCCAUGUGGCCACAGUAUACAAAUCUGGGGCUCCUGAACAGCAUGGACCAGCAGAUUCAAAAUGGCUCCUCAUCCACCAGUCCUUACAACACAGACCAUGCUCAAAACAGCGUCACGGCGCCCUCGCCCUAUGCGCAGCCAAGCUCCACCUUUGAUGCCCUCUCGCCAUCACCUGCCAUCCCUUCCAACACCGACUAUCCAGGCCCACACAGCUUCGACGUGUCCUUCCAACAGUCCAGCACUGCCAAAUCUGCCACCUGGACGUAUUCCACUGAACUGAAGAAGCUGUAUUGUCAAAUUGCAAAGACAUGCCCAAUCCAGAUCAAGGUGAUGACCCCACCUCCUCAGGGUGCCGUGAUCCGUGCCAUGCCUGUCUACAAGAAAGCAGAACAUGUCACAGAGGUGGUAAAACGGUGCCCAAACCAUGAACUCAGCCGUGAAUUUAAUGAGGGACAGAUUGCUCCUCCUAGCCAUUUGAUUCGUGUAGAAGGAAACAGUCAUGCCCAGUACAUAGAAGACCCCAUCACAGGACGACAGAGUGUCCUGGUGCCUUAUGAGCCACCCCAGGUUGGCACUGAAUUCACGACAGUCUUGUACAAUUUCAUGUGUAACAGCAGUUGUGUUGGAGGAAUGAACCGACGUCCAAUUUUAAUUAUUGUUACUCUGGAAACCAGGGAUGGGCAAGUCCUGGGCCGACGCUGCUUUGAGGCUAGGAUCUGUGCUUGCCCAGGACGAGAUAGGAAGGCGGAUGAAGACAGCAUCAGAAAACAGCAAGUCUCGGAUAGCACAAAGAAUGGUGAUGGUACGAAGCGCCCUUUUCGUCAGAACACACAUGGCAUUCAAAUGACAUCCAUCAAGAAACGAAGGUCCCCAGAUGAUGAACUGUUAUACUUACCUGUGAGAGGGCGUGAGACUUAUGAAAUGCUGUUGAAAAUCAAAGAGUCCCUAGAACUCAUGCAGUACCUUCCUCAGCACACGAUUGAAACCUAUAGACAGCAGCAGCAGCAACAGCAUCAGCACUUACUUCAGAAACAGACCUCAAUGCAGUCUCAAUCUUCAUACGGUAACAGCUCUCCACCACUGAAUAAAAUGAACAGCAUGAACAAGCUGCCUUCUGUGAGCCAGCUUAUCAACCCCCAGCAGCGCAACACACUGACUCCCACAACUAUUCCUGAUGGCAUGGGAUCCAACCUUCCUAUGAUGGGCACCCACAUGCCAAUGGCUGGAGACAUGAAUGGACUCAGCCCUACCCAGACCCUCCCUCCCCCACUAUCCAUGCCAUCCACCUCCCACUGCACUCCCCCACCUCCGUACCCCACAGAUUGCAGCCUUGUAAGUUUCUUAGCAAGGUUGGGCUGUUCAUCAUGCCUGGACUAUUUCACGACCCAGGGGCUGACCACCAUCUAUCAGAUUGAGCAUUACUCCAUGGAUGAUUUGGCAAGUCUAAAAAUCCCUGAGCAGUUCCGCCAUGCUAUUUGGAAGGGAAUCCUGGACCAUCGGCAACUCCAUGAUUUUUCCUCUCCUCCUCACCUCCUGAGGACCCCAAGUGGUGCUUCUACAGUCAGUGUGGGAUCCAGUGAGACUCGGGGUGAACGUGUCAUUGACGCUGUGCGCUUCACUCUUCGCCAGACCAUCUCCUUUCCACCCCGUGAUGAGUGGAAUGACUUCAACUUCGACAUGGAUGCCCGUCGCAACAAGCAACAGCGCAUCAAGGAAGAGGGGGAAUGA
Messenger RNA from Suncus etruscus (white-toothed pygmy shrew), 2043 nucleotides. It is a transcript of the gene TP63, whose product is annotated as tumor protein p63. The transcript is spliced from 14 exons. Gene Ontology annotation, cellular component: nucleus. The record is from RefSeq and is a predicted model, not a curated record. Lineage: Eukaryota; Metazoa; Chordata; Mammalia; Eulipotyphla; Soricidae. Bases 1 to 2043 code for a protein of 680 amino acids. Gene Ontology annotation, biological process: apoptotic process; protein tetramerization; regulation of transcription by RNA polymerase II. Gene Ontology annotation, molecular function: protein binding; RNA polymerase II cis-regulatory region sequence-specific DNA binding; DNA-binding transcription factor activity, RNA polymerase II-specific.